UGUGUAAGAGAGGAACAGAGAGAGAAUGAGAGUAAGUGUGUGUGUAGAGUGAGUGAGUAAGUGAGUGAGUGUGUUGACACACACUGAUGAUCCACACGGCGCUUGAUCUGCGUCUCUGUGGAGCGGGCGCCUCUCUCUAAUCGUCUGAAAAUGACGUGACUUUUGGUUUGACAGCUCUCGGUGGAGAUUCGCUGUAGAAAAUGCGGCGGUAUCUCCGUGUUUUGUUCGCCUGCGCUGUGCUCCUCUUCUUCUCGGUGCUGUAUGUGUUUAACCAGCUCGCCUCCUCUCUGGAGACCGUGAACUCGGGGACCGGGGCCAGAGCUGAGGGAGGCCCGCAGCGCUCCGCCAGGAAAACCGCGGGGAGGGAAGGCCUGGGCCUGGGCCUCGGCUGGAGGGACAGGUGUAAGUCAUUGUGUGUCACACACUGGAAUCCCUAUUGGAGACUGCCCCCUGAUGUUUGUGGAAAGAGCUGCUUUAUGGAUUCGGCUUUUAGGUCUGCUGUGGAUAAAACAUUGCCUGGGGUCAGUCAUGUGGACAGGGUCGAGCCAGUCAGGUUGGCAGUGGUGGCAUGUGGACCAAGGCUGGAGGAGACCAUGACUAUGCUGAAGUCUGCUGUUCUUUUUAGCCAGAGAGCACUACAUUUUCACAUCUUCGCUGAGGACGAGCUCCAUGCUGGCUUUAGAGAUUCUCUGGAGUCAUGGCCAGUGAGAUUUCAUUCCAAGUUUAACUACACUAUCUACCCCAUCACUUUCCCCAGUGACAAUGCCAAAGAGUGGAAGAAGCUAUUCAAACCCUGCGCUUCUCAGAGGCUUUUCCUGCCGCUGAUCCUGAGUGAGGUGGAUUCUCUGCUGUAUGUGGACACUGAUAUCCUGUUCCUGCAGCCAGUAGAAGAGAUUUGGAACUUUCUUUCCCAGUUCAACAGCAGUCACAUGGCAGCCAUGGCGCCAGAACAUGAAGAGCCCCGAAUCGCCUGGUAUAAUCGUUUUGCACGCCACCCGUACUAUGGCAAGACUGGAGUCAACUCUGGAGUCAUGCUUAUGAACAUGACACGGAUCAGAGCCAAGCACUUCAGGAACGACAUGACACCAGUUCGUCUGAGAUGGGAGGACUUGCUUAUGCCACUGCUGCAAAAAUACAAACUCAACAUAACUUGGGGAGAUCAAGACCUUCUAAACAUCAUAUUCUAUCACAAUCCAGAAAGCUUAUUUGUGUUUCCGUGCCACUGGAACUACCGUCCAGACCACUGCAUCUACGGCAGCAACUGUGCCGCAGCUGAGCAACAUGGUGUUUACAUUCUCCACGGCAAUCGAGGAGUUUACCAUGAUGAAAAGCAACCCGCAUUCCGAGCCGUGUACGACGCCAUCCACAAAUACCCAUUUGGAGAAGAUCCAGUCAAUUACUUCCUUCAACCCUUAGAGGAGAAGCUGAAGACUACAACGCACACGUACUGUGGAAGAUCCAGUCACAUCUUCACCAAGAAAUUAAGGGAAAGUAUUGCAUACCUUAAGAAAGACAAUCGGAACACCAGCUGAUCCCGUCCACUCUAAACCUGUGUUAGCUAGAGGUAUGCACAGUAUUAGUUAGGAGCCUCAAGCCUUGAUAGAUCACAAAAUGUUACGUUACUGUCUCCUUGUUUUUCCAGCCAACUGGUCGUGACGCUUCCUUAUAAAUGAAAAGGAGGCUGGAAAUAUAGGCACUGAAUUCACUUUGAAGUGUAACAGAAAGGGGCCAAAUUGAUGGAACCUGACAAUCAGUCAGCCAGUCUAGAAUGCUCUAGAACAGUGGUUCUUCACUUCACUCCUAGAUACCAGAAUGCUGUGCAGGAUUUUUCUUUCCUCAAUCUCGCACACGCCAUUUAGCCUGUUAGCAAAUUAUUAUGUCCCCUGCUGAGUUAAGAGUGUGGGGGCUGUUAAGUGUCUCUAUGGUUGGAAGUUUAAGAAGCUCUGUUCUAGAAGAUUUGUGAGUAAUGGAGAAAAUUGUGGAAUACAGAGUAAGGUUCUAUCAGUUUCAAAUGAAGCCUUAUUUUUAUUCAGGGACAAUUACUUUUGGGUACUGAUCUGAAACUAGUUUUAUUAGAGAGUUCAGAGUAGAAGUGUAAAACAAUUCUGGUCUUUUGACCAGAAAAUGAGCCAAGCUAAGCCUUUUAAUGUGUAAAGGAACCAUAAUAUACAUUUAUGUGUCUGAACUGUUGAUUAACAUUUUAUGUCUAAUGUAUUUAAGAGGUACGGAAUGAGGAGGAGGAUAAUAAUGAUGAUUAUAAUUAUGAUGAUGGGGGUGCAUAUCCAUCAUGCUAGCCUACUGAUAGCAUAUUUAAAGACCUAUGUGAAAUCAUAGUUUUUAAGGAGGUAAAUUGCAGAAUCUAACUUGUAGUAAGGAGAAUAUGAUUUACAGUGUUAUAAAUGUUUAGGAUAUGACUCUAAACACAUGACUCUGUCAGCAGGGAUUUACUAAUACAUCCUAGCAGCACGUAUUCAGUAGCACAAUGAAAAGGUUUUAAAGAAGAGACUGGAUAUUUAGAUAAUUGCAAAAAAUAUGAUUUUUUGAAUGAUGAUUAUAAACACAUUUUUAAAAAUCAAUCAAUGUAAAUUGUAAAUUUAGCUACACGUGUAUGUAUCCAUAAAAUGUUGACAGGGUCUCUUUUUUCUGUUAUUAAUAUACUGAGACCAGCUGAGAAUGUGCACUCCUUUCCCCCUUUAGGUUCUGUCCACAAAAAAUGAUUAAUUUCUUUUGAAUAAAUGUGUAAAAUAAUGAAGAAUGAAAGAAAAUCAAGAAAGACUGCAAACACUGCACUGCAUCAGUCACCCAGCAGCUUCUUAAACUUGUUUGGUGAGACUGAUUGCAUAAGCUUUGCUGGUUUUUUAAAUGCAUUCCAAAUUUAAAGCUUCUGAAAUGUGACUGGAUUGUGUGUUAAAGCUGUGAAAUUGCACUAUGGAGUGCAGAGGCCUUAAGGGGUAGUGUUUACUCAUUGACAGAAAAGAAAAGCUUGUUUGAAGAAGAGCUACUGUUUCAGACACUUUUCCUGGUGCAGUUGAAGACUUUAAAGUCUAGUUUUACACUAUGGAGAUUCUGAUUCCACCAAUGGCUGUAUACUUUACAUUAGUACAAGACUAGAUAACCAGCCUGUAAACUGUUCUUUUGUAGAAUGUCCACUACUUUAACAGUUAAUAAGAGAUUAAGGUUUCUAUAAAGCUAAGACCAAAAUAGGUUUUGCACUACGCUUUCUGGUCAUACAGCAGAAUCCUCCGUGCUCCUUUUACAGAAAACUAUUUGCCAUAUUUGACAAAUGUAUAUUGUAUAUUGAGUCAUAUUGAUUUAAAUAUGUUUAUCUUAAGCGUCUUCACCUUUACUAUUUUGAUAGCAGUACCUAAAGUGUAACAUCUUUCUUUUGUUGAAUGUAAAUGCCUGAAUGAUGCAGUAUAUUUUUGUAAUAAACAUUGCACUUCUGUCUGUUUUGUCUUUUUAAUGGUGAUUUAAAUAUAUUUAAGCAUCAGUUUUAUUUAGCAAAAAAAAAAAGUAGCAAAUUUGGGUCAGGUUUAUCAAACAUGCAUUAAGUCUUGUCGUAAUCCACUGGAAUUACAUCAUUGAGGUCAUUACCUCCAACAAUGGACAGAAUAAUGGAUGGUAAUGAUUGUGACUGGUUCUGUCUGGCUACAACUGUCCAUGCAAACAGACAGUUCCAUGUUGAGUGCAUUACUCUGGAAUAUCCACAUAUCAGAAAAUGAUGUACACAUUUAAAUUAAGUAAACAAAGUCAAUGAUUUCUAUUAUUGUACAGGGUCGAAAGUCGUUGAAUUCUCUUUUAUAUCAGAAACAACAUAGUUUUGUCUGGCAAGAUGUCGUCCAUGUUCUGUUACUUGCUGGUGCAUUAAGAAUUGUUGACUCGCCUUGUCAAUAAAAGUUGUUUGCUAAUCCA
Molecule: messenger RNA, 3912 nt
Organism: Astyanax mexicanus (Mexican tetra)
Lineage: Eukaryota; Metazoa; Chordata; Actinopteri; Characiformes; Acestrorhamphidae
Gene: gxylt1a
Product: glucoside xylosyltransferase 1a
Exons: 8
Coding region: 201-1532 (443 amino acids)
Biological process (GO): protein O-linked glycosylation via N-acetylgalactosamine
Molecular function (GO): UDP-xylosyltransferase activity
Source: RefSeq, a predicted model, not a curated record